AUGCACUUGCAACUUGAAGGCUUUGCCGCUGCUCGUAAGACUGUAAACCAGGCACGUGCGCUCCUGCAAUGUUGCAACACUUAAUAAGGCUACCGCUGAAGCAUCCUCAGCGCCAUCCCUGGCCCUUUUUCUAAGUACUUGAAAAUAGGAUCACGGACGCACUCAGGGAUGCUAGCGCGGUAGCUCUAAAACAGUAGAGGCAGCGAGCUUUCAGGCUACGUCGCAGAAGUGGCUGCAGAUGUUUGUCUUGCGAUGGCAGCGAAACUACAACUCGUGACGAGAGCACAAUCUUCACAAAGAACGUCAUUUUUGACAAGUACUGCCCCCCCUCCCUUCUCAAGAACAGAGUCGGCUCCUGGUACACCAGGAACACCGGCAGAAACGUGGGAGGAUGCGGUGACCUCGACGAGUGAUUCCGGAAGUGGCGAUGAAGUCCGCACAAUUUUUAGAACUACUGCAACAAUCACGCGUGGCAACGAAAAGGCAAAUCCUUCACGUCCAUCAAGAAGCAGUCGUCAGAAAUUUCGUAGGCAUAUUGAUGCUUCUUUGAAAACAACUUUCAUUCCAUUCGAUCAGGUUCAACAGGAGACAAGUAAUAAUUCUAGAAGAAGUAGAAGAAGAAAACCAGGAGCAGGAGUAGCAGUUACUCCUGGAGAACUAGUUCAAUUGCAAACCGAAGCGUCAGAUCAUUUGGUCAAUGCACUGGAGAACUAUGAACAUGAAGCGUUGGAGGAUGUACUUUCGUUAAAUCGAGCCUCAAGGAAAUUGGCGUUUCUUCACAACGAUACUUGAGGCAACGCAGACUGCAUCCUCAACGUCAUCCUUGGCCCCUUUUUCAAGUAGAAAAAGGGGGUCAAGGAUGGCCUGAGGGAUGUCACGCGGUAGCUCUAAGAGAUGCGGGAAUUUAUGAAACGUGAUAAGGCUACGGGAGUCGUGCGUGGUGUUGCGCGGUUCUUGGGUGUGCAAGCGGAAGAACGGCGAACCGUCUCAAAAAAGGACAUUACUGCGCCGUUGGGCAGUACUACAAAAAAGACGAAAGCUGCCCUAUCAGAACUAAAACAAGCUGUGCAGAGUCUACAUUUGGCGGCCAACAAGAAGAUGAAAAGUUCUACUUCUGAAGCAGCACCAGAGAGAGGGGAGUCUGUUUUAUACGCAGCUGCUUCAGAUGGACCUUCUGCUUCAGUAGACGUUCGUGACUUCGCAAUAAAUUCUAAAUCCGCCGUCGUGGAUAAUAUGGACGUUGACUGAGAAGUCACGUAAUUUGUUUCUUGAAGAAAAUUAUACGCGCCAAAUCCAAAAGAGAAGGAGAUGCUUCUAAUACUCCACCAAAUUCUGCUUCUCAGUGG
Amoebophrya sp. A25 is the source of this 1346-nucleotide messenger RNA. The record is from the annotation of a GenBank genome assembly. NCBI's taxonomy places the organism in Eukaryota, Dinophyceae, Syndiniales, Amoebophryaceae.